UCAGCGAGAGAAACUCGGUCCUUUGGCCCUGUAGCCAUUCUCUGGAUUGUCUGGUGCAACUCGCUGUGGUCGUUCUCAUCAGGGUUCAUCCACCACCUGACGAUCUUUAGCGUCGCGUCGUGCAUAUAUAAUCAGUCAAUAUGCCUCCCAAAUUUGACCCAAACGAGGUCAAGAUCGGUAAAUGCUGUAAAAUGUGUUUUUUCUUAGUCGAUAAAAUCGACGAUGUGACAUGGGGUUCUCCCGAGUUCAGUAUGUCUAAGAUGUGUUGGUGGAGAAAUGGCAGCCACUUCAUCAUUGGCUCCCAAAAUUGGUCCCCUUGGUCUAUCUCCAAAGAAGGUGGGUGACGACAUCAUGAAAGCUACUGGAGACUGGAAGGGUCUGAAGGUCACUGUAAAACUCAUCAUUCAAAACCGUCAGGCUCGUGUUGAAGUUGUCCCCUCAGCCGCAUCCUUGGUUAUUAAGGCUUUGAAAGAACCUCCACGUGACCGCAAGAAGGUCAAGCAUAUCAAACACAAUGGCAAUAUCACUUUGGAUCAGAUGAUUGAAAUUGCCAGAACAAUGCGCUUCAGGUCCCAGGCCAAGCAGCUAUGUGGAACCUUGAAGGAAGUCCUUGGUACUGCUCAGAGUGUUGGGUGCACAGUGGAAGGCCAGAACCCCCAUGAUAUAAUUGAGGGGAUUGAUGAAGGCACAAUAGAAGUACCUGAAGAGUAAGCAAGCAUCAGUCCCUACUUAACCCGUGGAAGCUUCAACUUGACCAGAGGUCCAUUGUUUGCUUACAUUCCUCACAAAAGUCAUGAUCAUUCCCAUGAAACCAUUCCUGGGUAUAAAUAAAGUAGGAGACUCAA
Messenger RNA from Macrobrachium nipponense, 845 nucleotides. It is a transcript of the gene RpL12, whose product is annotated as large ribosomal subunit protein uL11-like. Lineage: Eukaryota; Metazoa; Arthropoda; Malacostraca; Decapoda; Palaemonidae. Bases 277 to 711 code for a protein of 144 amino acids. Gene Ontology annotation, molecular function: large ribosomal subunit rRNA binding; structural constituent of ribosome. The record is from RefSeq and is a predicted model, not a curated record. The transcript has 4 exons. Gene Ontology annotation, biological process: translation. Gene Ontology annotation, cellular component: ribosome; cytosolic large ribosomal subunit.